AUGAAUAACGUGGUCCAACUACAACACUAUAGCAGCGACCUCGCCACGGCCAUAACAAGCCUCGUGGGUUAUUCUCGAAGUGCCAACAUCCAGCAAACUUCCAGCCAUGAGCCACCAUUGGACUCAGAAGAAGUCCAGCGAGCCAAAGCACACAUCCUAUCCAUCGUUUCUAAAAUCAGGACCUUGAUUUGUGGACCAACAAGACUUCCUCCAAUAUCUUGCAAGCCAGGUGAAAUCCUCGCAUGCCUGCGAUGGUUACGCGAGUUCCAAAUUCUCGCCUGCAUACCACUGAUCCGCAGCGUCCCAAUUAAGGACAUAGCCGAUCUAACAGGUGUUCCACAAACAACUCUAGCCCGCAUCAUUCGACUAACAGCUACGGCUGGCUUCCUUCACGAACUACAACCUUCUCAUGUGGCACGUACGCCCUUGUCAGCCUCCUUUUCUUUCGAAUCCCUCCCCAGUGAGAGACCCUACGAUCUUGGCCUCCUCACAGCCAAGCCAUUCCACGCAACACGCGAGCAACAGCCGAAGCUGAAUCGCCAGUGGUCUGCUUAUCUUCACCAUGUUGGGGGGUUGUAUACGGCCGAUGACGUGGCGGACGUUCUCAUGCAGCUAAGCUGGUCUAAAAUCAGCAACAUCAGCGACCCAGCAACCGCCAUCUUAUAUUAUCAGGAACCAGAGAACUCCAACUCUCGAAUCACGGUCACCAACUGCACCCUCGGUAACAGGCAAACCGCCUCUGAUGCAGCUGUGUAUAUACUCCAUCUCCCUCCAUCCUCCCCGGGUGCAGUACAUACCGAGCUGGCAGUUCAUCGGGAUGUUCUCUGCGCGCGCCACGGUAUUAUGCUUUUAUUAACGGCUCGUCUACUUCCUAAACCGGGUAGUCUCCCCCAUCCCGAGGUCGAAGCCAUGGCCCGCUCAAGGGAUCUGGCCUUGCUCCAGUUGACUAAUGAGGGCGAGAUGGAAAUGGUCGCGCUUUUGGGAAUAAUAGACUUAGUUAGGGAUAGUGUGGGCAGAUUGGUGGUGACUAAAAGGCUUUGUGCAAGUAACGGGCUUGUUGUUUCUUUAGUGGUUAAAUAUAAACCUGGUUGGCCUAGGGAAUAG
Messenger RNA from Aspergillus alliaceus, 1104 nucleotides. RefSeq names its product trypacidin cluster transcriptional coactivator tpcD (gene tpcD). The transcript has 4 exons. Gene Ontology annotation, molecular function: methyltransferase activity. The coding region runs from base 1 to 1104 and encodes 367 amino acids. Lineage: Eukaryota; Fungi; Ascomycota; Eurotiomycetes; Eurotiales; Aspergillaceae. The record is from RefSeq and is a predicted model, not a curated record.